AAUGGAGAGAUGACAAUCCGAGCCGGAAAAGGAUGAGAAUGGCGCAGAACCGAGGUCCGAUGUUGACCUCCCCAACGAGAUUCGGAAGGACGAACUCAACACCUCCACAACAAUUUGCAGGUAAACCUCCAGUUAAUUGGACUCCCUUUAAUCUGCCGAGGUCACAAAUUUUUAUGCAGAUCAAGAAUAAAAUGGAUUUAAGGCGUCCUGGCCUGAUGAAAACUGCUGUUGCCAAUCGAGACCACACCAGAUAUUGUGAUUUUCAUCAAGAUCACGGCCAUACUACAGAGCAGUGCAACAGUUUAAAGUCCAAACUGGAGAGUUUAGCUCAGAAGGGAAUGCUAAAUGAGUAUGUUCAGAGAGCUGAACAGCCGAGAUUUAUCAAAGAACAGAGGCCGCAGCCUCAAGGAGUCCGCAAUCCCCCAAAUAGGCAAGGUGUGGGAUAUCAACAAACCCCACCUCCGCUCCCACCGCCAGCUAGAAUCAUACAUAUGAUUACCGGAGGCCUUGAAGCAGGUGGACUGAGCUCUAAGCAGCGAAAGCUGUAUAUCAGAGAGGUUAAACACCAAAACCGAGCUCAGAAGCGAAAGAUUGACGAUGCUGAGUGGAAGAAUCAACCCAUUACGUUCACGUCUGCUGAUCUUGACACAGUGGUUACACCCCACAAUGAUCAAUUGGUCACUUCUGUAAUGAUUAAUAACUGUGAAGUACAGCGUGUCCUUGUUGACACCGGGAGUGCACCAGACAUCAUGUACUUCCACUGUUUCGAGAGUCUGGGAUUAGAUCCAGCAUUGUUGCAGAAGUAUGAUGGUCCUAUCUAUGGUUUCAACAACCAACCUGUUCCGGUAGAAGGAGUUCUUACUCUACAUGUGGCUUUUGGGAGUGGUAGGACCUAUGUAACCCCGUCGGUCCGGUUCCUCGUAGUAAAGAUGGUGUCCUCUUUCAACAUUAUCAUUGGUCGACCCACACUGACUGAAAUCCGAGCUGUAGUUUCCCAAUCUCACCUCUGCAUAAAGUUCCCAACUCCUAUGGGCAUAGCAACAUUACGAGGAAAUCAGGAGGUGGCCAGGCAUUGUUAUAUCACCUCGGUAACACAACCCAUGAAAGGCAAAGCUCAGACACCCGAGGCCAUUCCCCAGCGAAUUUCUGAUAAUCAGCAAGUUAUGGGUGUUGAGAUCGUAGAUAAUCGACCGGAAGAUGAGAACAGAGCUGCUCCGGUUGAAGAUGUUGAAGAAGUGCUCAUUGAUGACAGAGAUCCGAAUCGAAAGAUGCAGAUCGGAACUAGAUUGAACCCAGAGAAAAGGGCAGAGCUAAUAGCUUUUCUUCAAGCUAAUAAUGAUUUCACCUCCGUUUACCAUCCUGAGUCCAAUGGCAUGGUGGAAUCUGUUAACAAAUGCAUUUUGGAAGGAAUAAGGCCGAGAUUGGAGCAGCAUAAGGCCAAGUGGGCAGACGAGCUCAACAACGUCCUUUGGGCAUACAAAACCACGAGCCGAACUGCUACAGGUGAAACACCCUACCACUUGGCCUUUGGUACCGAAGCAGUUAUUCUUGUUGAAAUAGGAGUCCCAAGCUUCCGGGUCACCCAUUUCAAUGAAGGACGAAAUGGACAACUGCUUCGGGAAAACCUUGAUCUGCUUGCUGAGGUCAGAGAAGAAGCUCGGCUUCGAACUCUCACAUAUAAGCAGAAACUAGCCAACUUCUACAAUAAACGGGUCCGCCCUCGAACAUUCAAAGUAGGAGACCUUGUUCUCAGAAAAGCUGGCCUAACAGGGUUUAAAACUCGUUUUGGCAAACUCGCCCUAAAUUGGGAAGGCCCUUAUGCCGUGGCCGAGGUGCCACAUCCUGGUGCCUAUGUCCUCCAAGACGCUGAAGGAAAGAGAGUUCCUAGAGUCUGGAAUGUCAAUAACUUGAAGAAAUUUUACCCUUAAUAAAAUUCUUUUAAGUGAUAUAUGUCUUACUGUUCUUUACACUUCUCACUUCGUAUUUAUUGAGAUUCAUUUUACUUCUUAUUCUAUGUAUCAGAAGUCAAUCAGUACUUAAAUCUCACUUCUGAUUAAUAAAAGUCACUUCACAUA
Messenger RNA from Rubroshorea leprosula, 2075 nucleotides. Lineage: Eukaryota; Viridiplantae; Streptophyta; Magnoliopsida; Malvales; Dipterocarpaceae. The record is from the annotation of a GenBank genome assembly.